Messenger RNA from Rubroshorea leprosula, 1339 nucleotides. NCBI's taxonomy places the organism in Eukaryota, Viridiplantae, Streptophyta, Magnoliopsida, Malvales, Dipterocarpaceae. The record is from the annotation of a GenBank genome assembly.
CUGACAUCAAAAUUUUAAGAAACAGACUCUUGUUUACUUUUUUGCAUCCAAAACUUUGGAUUUUGCAGGAAUUGGAAAUGGAAAUGGGAGCAAAACAACUCGAACAAUCAUCAUGGCCGUAGUUGCUUCCGUCGUUGGCUUUUUGUUACUUCUCCUCUGCAUUUGGAUCUGUUUAAGAUGCAGAAAGCCAAGGGAAAAUGAGGAAUCUGCUGAUGGAAUGAUCAAGGCUGAGUCUUUGCAAUAUGACUUAGCCACCGUCCGGGCAGCAACUAAGAACUUUUGUGAAGGAAAUAAACUAGGACAAGGUGGAUUCGGAGCGGUUUACAAGGGCAAGCUUCCAAAUGGACAAGAUGUGGCUGUAAAAAGGCUAUCUAGUGCUUCUGGACAAGGAGACUUAGAAUUCAAAAAUGAGGUCCUCCUAGUGGCCAAACUUCAACAUCGGAAUUUGGUUAGACUCUUUGGCUUUUGCUUGAAAGGAGAUGAAAGGCUUCUAAUCUAUGAAUUUGUGCCAAACACAAGCCUUGAUCAUUUCAUUUUUGAUCCUACCAAGUGUGCACAAUUGGAUUGGGAAAGGCGUUACAAAAUCAUUGGAGGCAUAGCUCGUGGCCUUCUUUACUUGCAUGAGGAUUCUCGUCUUCGAAUAAUUCAUCGUGAUCUAAAACCAAGUAACAUUUUAUUAGAUGAAGAUAUGAAUCCUAAAAUUGCAGAUUUUGGCAUGGCAAGAUUAGUUGUAAGAGAUGAAACAAAAGCCAAUACUAGUAGAGUUGUGGGAACUUAGUAAGUAUUUAAAAAGAGAAAAACUUUGAAUUGUUUCUUAUACAAAUAAAUAGUCAAGCAGAUUUGUUUGGUUUUGAUUGCAUGAAAGGACAAAGAAUGGUUUUCUUAUGUAUUGCAUUAAGAGAAAAUACCAAAACAUGAGUUUAUCAUUUUCAUAUUGAAAUUAAUAUCAUUGUCUUUGAUAUACACGCAGUGGAUACAUGGCUCCAGAGUAUGCAAUGCAUGGACAGUUCUCAGUAAAGUCAGAUGUAUUUAGUUUUGGUGUGCUACUUCUAGAAAUUGUUAGUGGCCAAAGAAAUAGUUGUUUUCAAAAUGGGGAGAGCAUAGAAGACCUACUAAGUUUUGCGUGGAAAAGUUGGAGGGAAGGGGCAGGAUUGAAUCUCCUAGAUCCAACUUUGAGAAAUGGUUCAACAGCUGAAAUGAUGAGAUGUAUCCAUAUUGGUUUGCUAUGUGUUCAAGAAAAUGUUGCUGAAAGACCAACUAUGGCUUCAGUUGUUCUCCUACUUAAUAGCAAUUCAACUUCACUCCCGGUGCCCUCUCAACCAGCAUUUUUUAAGCACAA